Messenger RNA from Rotaria sp. Silwood1, 475 nucleotides. NCBI's taxonomy places the organism in Eukaryota, Metazoa, Rotifera, Eurotatoria, Philodinida, Philodinidae. The record is from the annotation of a GenBank genome assembly.
AUGGGUGAUUACUCGAAAGCACUUGAAUUUUUCGAAAAAGCACUUAAAAUAAGAGAAACAGCUCUGCCUCCGAAUCAUCCUGAUUUGGCUUAUCCAUACAAAUGGUUUGGAAAGAUUUAUCGCAGUAUAAAAGAUUAUCCAAGAGCACUUGAGAAUUUCGAAAAGUGUCUCUCAAUACGUCAAAAAGCUUUACCUGAAAAUCAUCCAGAUAAGGCUACUACAUACAGUGACAUUGGUGAUGUUCAUCGAUUAAUGGGAGAUUAUGAAAAAGCAUUGUUAUUUCAUCGAAAAGCAUUAAAUAUCCAAGAAAAUGUUCAAUGUAAUCCUUUAGAUUGUGCAUUAACAUAUAUAAAUUUAGGUGAAACUUAUCGAGAAAUGAAAGAUUAUUCAACAGCAUUGACAUAUUUUCAAAAAGGAUUAGAAAUACGUCAGAAGAAAUUACCAAAAGAUCAUCCUGAUUUAGCUGUUGUAUAUC